Saccoglossus kowalevskii is the source of this 2039-nucleotide messenger RNA. Its product is annotated as polypeptide N-acetylgalactosaminyltransferase 2-like. The record is from RefSeq and is a predicted model, not a curated record. Gene Ontology annotation, molecular function: polypeptide N-acetylgalactosaminyltransferase activity. Gene Ontology annotation, cellular component: Golgi apparatus. Gene Ontology annotation, biological process: protein O-linked glycosylation. Lineage: Eukaryota; Metazoa; Hemichordata; Enteropneusta; Harrimaniidae.
UGCGCAGGUACCUCGUCAACACACAUAGCUGCCGACUCUACGAAGUUCGUUCAAUGUGUAAGUUGUCUUCACCGGUCCAAUGCCUCUAUCCCGCCAGUGUCCGUUCGUCAUGAGACGGAAGCGGAAAAUUUCUUUGGCAUUCCUGGGUAUUUGGAUCGUCGGUGUAGUCUUCUACUCACAGAUUAACGGCAGCAGAGACGGCUCGAACUCGAACGUCGUGUUCUCCGAGGAAGAUCAGCAGUAUGCAAGUGAGAAGUUUGAGCUGGCAGAAAUAUUUGAUGUGAAUAGUUAUAUUGAUAAGACCAGAGAUGCGGGGAUCAAGGACCCGUACAAAAGCAACCAGUUCAACCAAGUAAAAAGUGAUGAGACGUCACCGGACAGGAAAAUACCAGAUACUAGAAAUUAUAAAUGUUUACAUAAAACAUAUGACAUAUCAAGUCUUCCACAAACAUCAAUUAUUAUCACAUUCCAUAAUGAGGCAAGGUCUACUUUGCUGAGAAGUGUAGUAAGUGUCUUGAAUAGAAGUCCACUUCAACUUAUAAAAGAAAUUAUACUUGUAGAUGAUUUUAGUGAUAAUGCUGAGGAUGGUCUUUUAUUAGCACAGUUACCAAAAGUAACAAUUUUAAGAAAUUCAAAAAGGGAAGGUCUUAUACGGUCCCGUGUGCGUGGUGCUAAUGUAGCCACCGCUAAAGUGUUGACGUUUUUAGAUAGUCAUAUAGAAGCUAAUGUCGGCUGGUUGGUACCAUUGAUGGAGAGAAUUCAUGAGGACCCUAGCAGAGUUGUCUGUCCUAUUAUAGACGUAAUCAACAUGGACUCGUUUAAAUAUGUAGGAGCUUCCGCUGACCUCCGAGGAGGUUUUGAUUGGAGUUUACAUUUUAAAUGGGAACAUAUGAGUGCUGAACAAAAACGUUCCAGGAAGGAUGAGACUUCAGUGAUUAGAACUCCAAUGAUAGCUGGUGGUUUAUUUGCUAUCGAUAAAGAAUGGUUUAACCAUAUUGGCCAGUAUGAUGCCAUGAUGGAUAUUUGGGGAGGAGAAAACUUUGAAAUUUCCUUUCGUGCCUGGAUGUGUGGUGGUAGUUUAGAAAUCAUACCAUGUAGUCGAGUUGGUCAUGUAUUCAGAAAAAAACAUCCUUAUACUUUCCCAGAAGGCAAUGCAAAUACGUACAUCAAGAACACAAGAAGAACAGCUGAGGUGUGGAUGGACAAUUACAAAACACAUUUCUAUGCAGCAAGACCUUCAGCAAAAGGAAAACCAUAUGGAGAUGUUGAAGACAGAAAAAAAUUACGAGAAAAACUUAAAUGUAAAUCUUUCAAGUGGUAUUUAGAAAAUGUCUAUCCAGAGUUAAAAAUUCCUGAUACAAUUACAGUUAUCGAAAUUAAACAAGCUGACAUGUGCCUUGAUAGUUUAUCUUCCAAAAAUACAGGGAUUGGUGUCCUUGGUCUGUACAAAUGUCAUGGAACUGGUGGCAAUCAGGAAUGGUCUAUGGGCAGAGAUGAGGCUGUACGUCAUAAAGAUGCCUGUCUGACCGUGGUUUCUGGUGACGCCAAUUCAAAGGUGUUCCUUGCAGCGUGUAAUAGAGACGCAAAGCAAAAAUGGCAAUAUAUUGAAGGUAGUUUGUUGAAGCAUCAAGUGACUGGUCUUUGCUUGGACAGUCGUCAGGCCAGGGGGGUGCAAGGUAGAUUGAUUGUGACGUCAUGCGAUGCUGAUAGUUACUCACAGAAAUGGACAUUGUCGUAACAGAUGCAAAAUAUCCUGCCAGCCAUCCUUUGCCAACGUAGUCCGGCCUCUGCUUUGUGUGAAUAUAUUACUGAUGCAGCUAGGUGAUUUGAAUAUUCAGCAAGGAGCUAAAGUGACAUGUUUUCGCAAAGUACAAGGCUUUGCUAUUCGUGCUUCUCUUUUAUGCCACUCAUCAAAAUAUUUGGUAUAGGAUUUCCAUAUUGGGAAAAACUCCAAAUUUUGAUGUUUUUACUGCCUCUUUAUGAAACCAGAAUCAUUACGCUUGUGUUACAUGUACCGGUAUGUGUUCGAUUAGUGGGAC